Messenger RNA from Dentiscutata erythropus, 297 nucleotides. NCBI's taxonomy places the organism in Eukaryota, Fungi, Glomeromycota, Glomeromycetes, Diversisporales, Gigasporaceae. The record is from the annotation of a GenBank genome assembly.
AUGUCUGUUAAAACAAUCGAAUCUUAUUUUAAUAAUACACAAAAUUCUUCUAAAAGCAUUAAUAAUCGGAACCAAACUAACAACAAAUUAAAAAAUAGACAAAAAAAAAAUCCUGUACCUAUUCACAAUUACCUUGAGAUGCUUGAAGAUGGCACUCGUAUUUGUAAAGUCUGUGAUAAAGAUAAAGGUGUUGUAGGUAAAUGGGGUCCACUCACGUCGUUAAUGCCUAUAAUGCGCUACUUUGAACAAAAACAUCCAAAUACUUUUAAAGUAUUUGGAAAAUUUGCUGCAAAACUU